Darwinula stevensoni is the source of this 2289-nucleotide messenger RNA. NCBI's taxonomy places the organism in Eukaryota, Metazoa, Arthropoda, Ostracoda, Podocopida, Darwinulidae. The record is from the annotation of a GenBank genome assembly.
CAUAUUUUUGUUGUGAUAGAUGAGCACUGAAACUGAAAAACGGUGCGUACCAGAUGGUAAAGGCCAUAAUGAUGAUGGUCCUGGUAUUGAUCAUCAUACAAAGGAGAAGUCUAUAAAGCCAGAUGUAAACUCAGUAGUUGGCUUAGGGGAAAAGGGUAAUCCCAAGAUGGAUGAUCCUGAUGUGUUUGAAGACCUGGAGGCUCAAUUGGCCGCCAUGCACGGCAUGGAGUUGGAUUCGUCCGACUCUGCAAUUCAGAGUGACUCUGACACGAAGAAAAAAAGUGGAUCCCAGGAUGAUGGCAUGCUGAAGCCCUCUUCUGAGGUAAGUCACGGCCUCCAAAAGAAGAAGCAUGAUUCAUCACAUCAUCAUCACCAUCAUGAAAAGCAUGAUGUUAAAAAGACAAAGAAGCCUCCAGAAGAGCCCAAAGUUGAUGGUGUUAGCAUCAAGAAAGUGAAUAAAAGUUAUGUACCCUCUGAAAUCAACGGCAAUUGUACAGAUGUGCCUGUGUCUGAGAAGUCGGGAUCGGAACUGAAAGGCAGAAAGAAUUCCAAGCCAAGUGGUAGUGCUUCUGCCGAGAAGAGAACGGCUAAGCUGAGCCCAGUGACAGUGAACCAAAAGUCUAAAUCUAGCACCAGUUCUCUAAAGGCAACUGGUAGCUCAGCCGCAAAGUCUAAAUUGAGUGACAAUGUGGACAAGUCAGAAGUGAACAAGGCAAACAUUGAAAAUGACAAGAACAAACAUUAUGUGAGUAUGUGGAAGCCUCAAACUACUUCAUCAGAGUUCUCAGAAAUGGAGACUGACCAGAAGGAAAGCCCAAAGCUUGUGUUGAAACUGGUCACAAGUUCGACGAGCGAUUCGGACAAGCCUGCCAAGAAGAGAGGGCGACCCAAAGGCAAGCACAAGUCUGACAAAUUGUCCAAUGCCAUUUACCAUGGAGAAGAGCAUUCCUUAGAUGUGAAAGAGCCUGCUCAUCCCAUCAAGAGUGAUGGGAUCUUAGCACCACAUGUCAAGUUGGGUCAGCAGCGGGGAAAGGAAACCAUCAUUAAUACGUGUGUCCCCACCCCUGCUCCUGAUGUGCCGGCUCCGGAAGAUACCAAGAGGGUGACGGCUCUUGCGUUCAGUGCAGCCGAGAGACACAAGAAGGCAACUCGAAUAGGUUUCUCCAGUGAUCGCCAUGUGGACGACGGAGCAGAUACCUCGUGGGUGUGUGCCUUCUGCUGCAAGGGAAGUCACUGGGGUGGAAUGGGUGAUCUGUUUGGACCAUACACUUUGGACCAUUCCAAGAUUGAGCCCUUUGUAUGGUGGCAGGCACUGCCCGCUUCAUCGACGCCAAACAAACCGAAGAAGGCCAAGAAGAGAAAACUUGAUGGUAGCACACCCGAGUCAUCAAAAGAUGAUGAGGCUGAAACUAAGCACCAAAAAGCAUCAAAGAAGGAUGUGAUAUGGCUUCAUGAGGACUGCCUAGUGUGGGCUCCUGGGAUCUGCUUAAUAGGAACAAAACUACAUGGUCUUGAAGAGGCCUUGAAUCUAUGCUUUCAAACAGUCUGUGUCUCAUGUGGAGACCGAGGUGCAUCUGUAGAAUGCCUAGAGAAGAAUUGCAAGGCAGCGUAUCACAUCCCUUGUGCAUAUGCUGCUGACUGUGAUCUGGACGAGAGCACCUUUCACCUCCACUGUCCCCAACACAAGAGUCAAGCCCCAAAGGAAGAUGAUUGAUGUGUUGAACUAAAAUGAAUCCCCACUUUCUGCAUGUAGUUGAACAAAACCUUGGCAGUAGGUAGCCUCUGCUGAAGGAGCUGAAGGAUGACGACGUUGCCAGAAGAGGAACCAUUUCAUCUUGUAAACACUUCUCUGUAUUGUGAAAAUUCAAAGUCCAGCUUGUCCUGGAAAGGAAAGGCAUAAGCACCUCUGAAUCUUGCCUGCAACUACUUUGAUUUUGUUCAUCAUUUAGUUUCUGUGUACUUGGAUUGGUUCCCCUAAAUCAUGUGAAUUUUGGCACAGGGACAUCGGUAGCUCUCGUCGAAGGGAAAGCAAUCAUGGCAGAAGUAAGCUGAGUCGCUGAAUGUGAUCCUGCCUGUUGACACUGAAUAUUGCUAGGGACUUCAUUGAAGUUUUUUCUCACACUGUAAUUUUAGGGACAAUUAUUAUGUUUCUUUCAGUAGGGGCCACCUUGUUUUGAUUGAAUGGUAGGCCUAUAUGUAUUGUGUCAUUUGUGCAGGGACGGAGGUGUUUCUUUACAGUCUUAUGUGUUUGUAUGGGCCUCAUAAGAAAUGUGUCUAUUUGAUAAAGUC